AUAUAUAUUUUGCUGGUCAUUAGUCAUUUAUUUUCCUCUGUCUUACAAAUUGAAAACAAGUGUAUUGUCCUCAGAUUAUCUAUAUAAUUACUCAGCUUAAUUUUGAUUAAGUGUUUGAUAAUUUACUAAGUGAAUUAUUUAAGCUACUUAUUUCAGCAUGUCUCUGCCAUUUAACAAGGAGCAUCUGGCUCCACUACAACGUUUCGUAGAGUUGUGCACAGCAAACCCUCAGAUGCUUCAUUUACCCGAUUUAGCAUUUGUCAAAAACUUCAUUGAACAUUUCGGCGGAAAAGUCCCGAUGCAAGCUGCUGGUGAUCCACCAAGCAUGGAAGUACCAAUGCAGCCGUCAAAUGACGAGCCUGAAAAAAUGGAAUCUGAGUCUGAUGCGGAGAGUGAACUGGAACUUGAUAUGACCAAUGUUCUUGAACCCGACAAUGAUCCACCACAAAAAAUGGGAAAUCCGACCGUCGAGCCAACUGAGGAAGAAAUCGCCGAAGCUCAGUCAAAGCGCUCCGAAGCAGUUUCAGCGUUCUCUGAAAAAGAUUACGAGAAAGCCAUAAAACUGUACACCGAAGCGAUAACUCUGAACCCCCACGCAGCUCUUUUGUACGCUAAGCGCGGGCAAGUGUUCCUGGAGAUAAAGAAACCGAAUGCUUGCAUCCGUGAUUGUGAUCGUGCCCUGGAACUGAACCCCGACAGCGCAGCAGCUCACAAAUUCCGCGGUCGCGCGAACCAACUUCUUGGAAACUUCGAGGAAGCUGCUACUGACCUGAGAUUGGCCUGCAAAUUCGACUUUGACGAGCAAGCUGACGAGUGGCUUCGUGAAGUGACUCCAAAUGCGCGCAAAAUUGAAGAACACAAGAGAAAGAAAGAACGCAAAGCUCUCGAGAAAGCUGAGAAGAGACGUCAGGAGGCCUUGAAGAAAGCACGAGAGGAGUCCAAGGCUCGUGAAGCUAACUCUCGUCCAUCACAAACCGAUGAUGGAGCUAAGGCGUCAAUGAACGACUUCUACAGUUAUCUAAAAGAUCCUGAAGUCUUGCAAGCAUUCCAGGAUCCUGAGGUCUCUGCAGCAUUUAUGGAGAUCUCGACGAAUCCAUCCAACAUCCUCAAGUACCAAAAGAACCCGAAGGUGAUGAAUCUCAUCAACAAGGUAGCUUCCAAAUUUGGCGGUGGCGCUGGAAUGCCCGGUGGAUUUCCGGGAAUGAUGGGUGAAGGUGGUAUGCCUGGAGGAUUCUGUCCAGGUAAAACCAAUCCUCCUGCUCCUGAUGACGACGUCGGUCUUGACUAAUUUAAUUAACUUCUCCAAGCAUCAACACCAACGAGCAAUUUUAAAAUAUAAAAAAAUAUUAAAUAAUAAUACACUGUCCAGAUUACAGAUUUGUAAAGCAUCAAACCAAUUACGUAAUAACUUUCUUAUUUUUUA
Cotesia glomerata is the source of this 1423-nucleotide messenger RNA. Its product is annotated as putative protein FAM10A4. The record is from RefSeq and is a predicted model, not a curated record. The coding region runs from base 158 to 1288 and encodes 376 amino acids. The transcript is spliced from 5 exons. NCBI's taxonomy places the organism in Eukaryota, Metazoa, Arthropoda, Insecta, Hymenoptera, Braconidae. Gene Ontology annotation, molecular function: protein dimerization activity; Hsp70 protein binding.